Quercus robur (English oak) is the source of this 570-nucleotide messenger RNA. RefSeq lists its product as uncharacterized. The record is from RefSeq and is a predicted model, not a curated record. The coding region runs from base 1 to 570 and encodes 189 amino acids. Gene Ontology annotation, molecular function: nucleic acid binding; RNA-DNA hybrid ribonuclease activity. NCBI's taxonomy places the organism in Eukaryota, Viridiplantae, Streptophyta, Magnoliopsida, Fagales, Fagaceae. The transcript has a single exon.
AUGGACUACCUCGAUAAGUACAAAAAAUCACAGGUUCAGCUAGCUAUACCAGGCAUGGCAUCUGCUAGAACUUCUUGGCAACCUCCACCUCCAUUAGUCUAUAAGUUGAAUUUUGAUGCAGUAACCUUUUCUGAUCUGAACUACUCUGGAUUUGGGGUAAUUAUCCCCAAUGAAAAGGGUGAGGUGAUGGCUAGGAUGUCGGUCAAGGGUCCUUUUGUUGAUAACAGUGCGGAAGCUAAAGCUGUGGCGUGUAGGAGUGUUGUUGAGUUCUCCAUUGAAGCUGGUUUUUCAAGGUUGGUCAUUGAAGGGGAUAAUACAUUGGUGAUGAAUGCAAUAUCAUGCUCUGCAGAGAACAACUCCUUGCUGGGACACAUUUUUGAAGACAUCCAAAACCUUAUUUGUGGGCUGCAAUAUGCUUCAAUCAGUUGCAUUAAAAGAGGUAGUAGUAUGGUUGCACAUUCUUUAGCUCAACACGCUAGGAAUAUUAGUGAUGAAAUGUAUUGGUUGGAAGACUCUCCACCACCUACUAUGGAUGCUUUGUAUCAAGAUUUUUUACAUAUUAAUGAAUGA